AGACGAUACGAAAGUAGCACACAAUUCAUGUGACAUAACUUGAAUCUGUGAAAAAUAAAAUGCCUCAAGAGAAGAAGAAGCGGGGUCGUCGGGAGGAGAAGAAGACCAAACGCAAGGCAGAAGAUCAACCAGAAAGACCAUCCAAGAAAUCUCGGUCAGACGACGUGUACAACCCCGAGAAUGCCGAAGCACCGCUCACAGUCAGCGGUGAUGCUGGUGAUGAUUACAUUGGAUUCGAUCUACAGCCAGCCCCCGGUGUUCAUGCCCCUUCCUUCGAACCCGAAUUCCACGGCCUCUUAGACCCCCAGGAACAAGAGUACUACGCCAGCGUCAACAGCAAGAUGGUUGCCGACGAUUUUGAAUCAGAUGAGGAUCGUGCGCUAUUCAUCCAAGCGGUUUACAGAGAAACUCAAGGCAAGGAGUUGAAGGUAGCCUCCAGUCAGUCCUGCUCGCGAUACCUCGAGAAAAUCAUUCUACGCUCAACUCCUUCCCAACUGAGAAGACUUUUCAGCAAGUUUCUCGGCAACUUGACAUAUCUCGUCCGCCAUCGAUUUGGCAGUCAUUGCUGUGAAACCUUGUUCCUCAACGCUGCCAAGCAUAUGACCAAGGCAGAGGUCAACUCAGGCGAUGAUGAUUAUGACGACGACAACGAUGACGGCGAAGAUGAAGAAGCAGGAGAGCCUUCUCUGUCACUGGAGGACUUGUUCCUUGCCACCGCCGAAGAGCUCAAACCAAACAUGGGCUUCUUGCUCACCGACCGAUUUGCAUCACAUACCGUUCGAGUUUUGUUCUUGGUUUUGUCGGGCCAACCAGUAGACGACGAGUCAAUCAAGGCAGUUCUUGCCAGCAAGAAGAAGGAGAAACUAGAAACAGUUUCGGCAACGAACUCAACAGACUCCGACCAGAAGAGAUUUGUGCCGAAGACAUUUUCGCAAGCUUUAUCACAGUUGAUAAACAGCGCCGUUACUUCGCUCGAUACCACCUAUCUGCGAGCUUUGGCAACCCAUCCCACCGGAAAUCCUGUGCUACAACUUCUACUACAACUCGAAUUCUCUGCUCCCAAAUCAAAACAAGCCGAAUCCUCGGCACUAUACCAAAAGCUUUUCCCAGACGAAUCUCUCGAAGAAGACACCGAGAGCGCGAAAUUUAUUUCUGGUUUGCUCUACGAUCCCACUGGAUCUCACCUAGUGGAGACUUUGGUUCAAAAACUGCCGGGCAAGAAGUUCAAGCCCCUGUACAAGAACGUCCUAAAACCCAAGCUCGCCAACAUGGCCAAGAACGAUAUCGCUAGCUACGUGGCCAUCAGAGUUCUAGAAAGGUUGGGUAAAGACGAUCUUCAAGAAGCCAAAGAGCUACUAUUACCUGAAAUGUCCACACUUGUCUCACGGAAAAGGACAGGAUUGAUCAAAACCCUGGCCGAGAGAUGCGCUGUUCGAAAAGUCGGCUUAGCUGACCUGACAGAGAUCUUCACACAUGGAUACGGAGACGAGAAGGAAUUCAUCUUGAACGUUCUAGAGUACAAGCCGUCAGGUGAAAUGGAAGGGACAGAGAACAAGGAGACGACACCUCAAGCAUCAACCCACGGAUCAUUGUUGGCACAAUCACUUCUAGCUUCGCCUGCGACAGCGCCCUUGGUUCAAAACAGUCUGUUGGGUCUGCCUGCCUCCACCAUCAUAGCAUUGGCCAAGGUUCCCGCAAGCAGCCGCCUUAUUCAAUCUGCACUGGUCCCCAGUCACGACAACUUGGCUUUCCGACGUCGCUUUGUGCCACUCUUCUAUGGCCACAUUGUUGAACUUGCCUUGGAUGUGACAUCUUCCUACGUGGCCGAUGGGUUGUACCACGCCACGGAAGGUCUCCAUUUCAUGAAGGAAACUCUGGCACGAGAACUCGCCUCCAAAGAGACAGAGCUUCGAAAUAGCCCGUUCGGGAAAAAUGUGUGGAGGAAUUGGCACAUGGAACUAUUUACCAGACGUCCUGGUGAGUGGCGUGCAGUGGCCAAGAAUGCCGGACAUGAUGAGCAUGCAAGAGCACCAGGUGGCCCUCAAGCACCCAGUGUCUCUGCACGACAAGGGCAGGACACGACAGCGAAGAAAUCAGCCAUUCAACUCGCACGGGAAAGACAUGCACAGAAGCAGGCACAAGAGGCCAAAAAAAGGACACCUGCGACCUCGGCCAACAGGGUUGUUCCCACCAACGCCUAG
This is a messenger RNA of Exophiala mesophila, 2201 nucleotides long. RefSeq lists its product as uncharacterized. The record is from RefSeq and is a predicted model, not a curated record. Lineage: Eukaryota; Fungi; Ascomycota; Eurotiomycetes; Chaetothyriales; Herpotrichiellaceae. Gene Ontology annotation, molecular function: RNA binding. Gene Ontology annotation, biological process: endonucleolytic cleavage in ITS1 to separate SSU-rRNA from 5.8S rRNA and LSU-rRNA from tricistronic rRNA transcript (SSU-rRNA, 5.8S rRNA, LSU-rRNA); endonucleolytic cleavage in 5'-ETS of tricistronic rRNA transcript (SSU-rRNA, 5.8S rRNA, LSU-rRNA); endonucleolytic cleavage to generate mature 5'-end of SSU-rRNA from (SSU-rRNA, 5.8S rRNA, LSU-rRNA). The transcript has a single exon. Gene Ontology annotation, cellular component: nucleolus; preribosome, small subunit precursor; 90S preribosome. The coding region runs from base 60 to 2201 and encodes 713 amino acids.